AUGUACUGUUGUAAUAGUAUACCAUCACCUCUUGUUAGAUUCAUCCACGCAACUCAUUUAGUAGUGAUUGUUGGUGUUAAAGGUGAAGACGGUAAAACAAAUGCGGAGAAAUUGCAAAUGAUCAGGGCAACAGAACAAGUCAUCAUGUGUUGUUCUGUUGCCUUCACAGACAGUGAGAGGCUGAUUGGCGAUGCAGCAAAGAACUAUAUUGCUAUGAUUAUGAAGAAUAGAGUCUUUGAUGCAAAGAGACUGAUUGGAAGAGGAUUCAGUGAUCCAGCAAUUCAAGAAGAUAUGAAGCACUAG
Entamoeba invadens IP1 is the source of this 303-nucleotide messenger RNA. Its product is annotated as heat shock protein, putative. Gene Ontology annotation, molecular function: heat shock protein binding; ATP binding; ATP hydrolysis activity. The record is from RefSeq and is a predicted model, not a curated record. The transcript has 2 exons. Gene Ontology annotation, cellular component: cytoplasm. NCBI's taxonomy places the organism in Eukaryota, Evosea, Mastigamoebida, Endamoebidae. Gene Ontology annotation, biological process: cellular response to unfolded protein; protein refolding. Bases 1 to 303 code for a protein of 100 amino acids.